This is a messenger RNA of Pyricularia pennisetigena, 108 nucleotides long. RefSeq lists its product as uncharacterized. Lineage: Eukaryota; Fungi; Ascomycota; Sordariomycetes; Magnaporthales; Pyriculariaceae. The transcript has a single exon. Bases 1 to 108 code for a protein of 35 amino acids. The record is from RefSeq and is a predicted model, not a curated record.
AUGUUCAGUCAGCUUUGCGAUUUCGGCUGUACCAAAUUGGGAUGGGGCGGGCGAUGGGAGGUGGCUCCCGACCCGGCGUGCAAAGCCGCCCCAGAAGGCUGUGGGUAA